Anastrepha ludens (Mexican fruit fly) is the source of this 2418-nucleotide messenger RNA. RefSeq names its product proton-coupled zinc antiporter SLC30A2 (gene ZnT35C). Gene Ontology annotation, cellular component: plasma membrane. Gene Ontology annotation, molecular function: zinc ion transmembrane transporter activity. Gene Ontology annotation, biological process: zinc ion transmembrane transport; response to zinc ion. The transcript has 8 exons. Bases 481 to 2028 code for a protein of 515 amino acids. Lineage: Eukaryota; Metazoa; Arthropoda; Insecta; Diptera; Tephritidae. The record is from RefSeq and is a predicted model, not a curated record.
ACUGUGACUGUGACUUUGCUGUUGGCCGGUGCGGCGCGUUUCAGUAAGAAAAAAGGGUUAGGUGUAAAAUAUUUCAGUUGUGAAUCUGACAAAUUUUUAUAAAAAAAACAAACAAAAAAUCAUUUAUAUUUUUUGCGUCAAGUGUUAAGCAAAAAGUUUGAUUGCUUUAAAAAUAUAUAAAAUAAAAAGUGAAUUGAAAUUGAAGAAAUAAAUAAUAAAAUACAUACAUACAUACAUUAAUUCCAUAUAUGUGCGUGUAAAGAAAAAAUUCUGGAUUUCACUGCAAUUCUUUAAGAAGCGUGUGAAGUGUGUGGGGGUUUGCUAAAAGUAUUUUAAAUAUUAAUUAUUUAUUACUUUUGUUUUCGUGGUAUUGCUAUCGGCUUUGUGGUUAAUUUUGUACGCCUUUUAUAAAAUAAAAAACUAUUCAAAACUCAUUUUCCACGUUCUUCGAAAGGAAUAUCAAAACAAAGCCAAAGUAGGAUGUCGAAGAAGGAAGCCACACCGUUUGUCAUCGACUUCAAAUCGAGUGGUCCAUCCAGGUAUGGCGCAGCGGAUGCAGCUUGUAAUGUGCCAACCAGUAGCCGCAACACAGCCACCGAUGCAAACCCUAGCAACAACAACAAUAAUGCAAGUAGAAUAGAACUAUCAGCACCAUCGACUAUGUACGUCUUGCAUGGACGUCGUAAUAUCGAAUUACGAGAUCACUGCCAUCGCCAACGAACGGAAGGCGUAGAUAUAAGAGCUCGGAAGAAACUAAUUAUUGCCAGCGUACUUUGUCUGGUCUUCAUGGUUUGUGAAAUUAUUGGUGGCAUUCUAUCGAACAGUUUGGCGAUUGCAACAGAUGCUGCUCACUUGCUAACAGAUUUCGCCAGUUUUAUGAUAUCAUUGUUUGCCAUCUGGAUAGCUGGACGACCAUCAACACAGCGCAUGUCCUUUGGCUGGUAUCGCGCAGAAGUUAUUGGUGCCAUGGCCUCUGUUAUAAUGAUUUGGGUCAUUACCGCAAUACUUGUCUGGUUGGCCGUGCAACGUUUGAUUAAUCGCGAUUUUGAAGUGGACGCUAAGAUUAUGUUGAUUACAUCUGGUUUGGCGAUUUUGGUUAAUUUGGUCAUGGGCCUACAAUUGCAACACGGUCACUCACAUGGCGGCAUGUCCGGUGCGCAUGGACACAGUCAUGGCGGCAAAUCGAAGAAGAUGAGUAACAAAAUUACUAAUCUCCAAGUGGCGAAUGAUAGUGGCAACGGUAACUUGGCGUUCACCACCGCCAUUGAGAAACCCGUCGCCGACGAUACAAUAAAGUACGUUCCCGGACCGACCUGUUCACCAACAGGGCACUGUGCUUUGCCCCCCACACAACGUCCGCUGGAAGAUGGCGCUGGCGAGUUGGAGUUGGAUGCCAACGAUGCGGUGUUGCCCGCCUCGGGCUUGGCUACGUUCUCUUAUCAAAACUCUACGUCGGUGAAGGAAGUGCAUGCGGAGAUUGCUGCGGUUAUGGCGGAGACGGCACCUGCUGGUCACCAUCAUGGUGGAGCGGCGGCGCGUGAUGCAGAGAAUUUGAAUGUGCGUGCCGCUUUCAUACAUGUUGUUGGUGAUAUGAUACAGAGUGCAGGCGUCUUUGUGGCUGCAUUGGUUAUCUUCUUUCGGCCGGACUGGGCAAUUAUCGAUCCUAUUUGUACGUUCUUUUUUUCGAUCAUUGUGCUCUUUACGACGUUCUCCAUCAUGAAGGAUGCGCUGCUGGUCCUAAUGGAGGGUACACCCAGUUACAUGCAUUACGCCGAGGUGCUCGAAGUCUUCCAGCAUAUUGAGGGUGUGAGACGUGUGCAUAAUUUGCGUAUUUGGGCGUUGAGCAUUAAUAAAGUCGCCCUCUCCGUACACUUGGCAAUCGCUCCCGGAGCGAACGCCAAACGUAUAUUGGAAGAGGCCAGCACUGCCGUUCAUCGUCGCUACAAUUUCUUCGAGACUACCAUACAAAUCGAGGAGUUCACACCUCAAAUGGAGAAUUGCCAGCAGUGUUGCGUACCGAACCUCUAAAUUUGCAGGCGCACUGAUGUCUUGACUGGCAGGCAGACUGAAGACGGAGAGGAGAGAAUGCAACCAGCAACAUCAAAUUGGUGUUUAGCCACUGCAGCGUUGAAAAUUAAGAAAAAAAAACCUGAUUACACCAAUAACUUUUGCAAUGCCAUUUAACGUUUAUAUUCUAUGUAAUCUGUAGGUAUAGAGAGGAAGAAAAAAGUUUAUUUUGUAGUUAAUCGCACACAAGGAUUUAUUGCGUGCAACCAUUUUUUGUGUAGUUUUCUUUAUAAUUUCACAUUUUCAUAUAAUACGUACUUGAAAUAUGUAAAGGAUUUGAUACAAAUUUGUAUUUGUUUCUUUCAUUUUAUAUGCGAAAUAUAUUUGAAGAUCUUAUGAAAUACUUUGAAA